CACUUCAUCACCAAUUUCAGCAUCAUCCAUGUAGAAAUCGGACACGUCAAAUUUAGGCAAAAUUGGAUUGAUAUCAUCAGCAUAAUUAGCUUCCACAUUUUUCCCUUUUCCUUUUGUGGAAGCUUGGUAUAAUUUAACCAAAUGUUUUGCCGUUCGACAUUCAUUCGCCCAGUGUCCUUUUAUGCCACAUUUGUAGCAUUCACCACUUGGUUUUGGCUUUUCAUGAGUUUUAGCCUGUGGUGGUUUGAAUUUUCCUUUUCCUUUGAAGGAUGAUCCAUUUGGAUUUUUAUAGCCCCUAUUUGGCCCUUUGUUGUGAUAUAAUAUAUUUCUGAUUUCUUCUCUCUAUUAACUUCUCACUCUUCUUCUUAUUCUCAAUUGUGAUUACAAUGCAGGGAUUAAGCCUCUAUUUAUAGUGGAGAGGCUUGUGCUAAUCUAAUGAUAAUCUUCUAUUUAGCAACCAAAGCCUUCAUCUAAUGGCCGUGAUCACGUUGAGCAAGAUCUUCUAAAAUGGUUGAACCCAACCUCCAAGAUCUUCUAGUGCUAAUCUAAUGAUAAUCUUCUAUUAUUGGUUCAAAUGGAAUUGACAUUUUUAGCAAGUUUAAAGGGCCAAAGCACAAACUAACUUGUUGAUUGUUCCCCACUUGUAGAGUAAUCUAGUUGUGAGUACUCUUCCAACCAUGUUUCAUGAUUCCAUUAUUGCCCUUCAAGAACACUAUGCCUUUCUCAUCAUCUCUGGCUGCGCCUUCAUCUUUCUCGGGUGGUUUUCAUGGAUUCUCCUGCUCAAGAAUCCAACAAGCAAGCAGCAGCCGCCGCCGCUGCCCCCAGGCCCCAAACCACUUCCCCUGGUCGGAAACCUCCUCUCCCUCCGCCCCGACCUCCAUGCCCACUUCGCGGACCUGUCCCAAGUCCACGGCCCCAUCUUCACCGUCUGGCUCGGCAGGAAGGUCGGGAUCGUCGUCACCUCGCCCGCCCUGGCCCGCGCGGUGCUCAAGGAUCACGACGCCGCCUUCGCGAACCGCGACGUCCCCGCCGCCGGCCGGGAAGCCACAUACGGCGGCAGGGACAUCGUGUGGACCCCGCACGGCGCGGAGUGGAGGAUGCUGAGGAAGAUCUGCGUGCGCGAGAUGCUCGGGAGCUCGGCCCUCGACUCUCUCCGCCACCUCCGGCGGCUGGAGGUCAGGCGGGCGGAGAGGUUCUUCCACGGCCAGGCCGGGCAGCCGGUGAACAUCGGAGAACAGAUGUUCCUGACCGUGCUCAACGUGAUCACGGCCAUGAUCUGGGGCGGCACCGUGACGGCAGGGGAGAGAAUCGGAUUGGAGUUCAGAGAGAUCGUCGGUGAAAUGUCGGAGCUGUUAGGGUUUCCGAAUGUUUCGGAUUUUUAUCCCAAUUUGGCUAGAUUUGAUCUGCAAGGGGUCUGCAGAAAUAUGAAGGCUUUGGUUGCUAAGCUUGACGGGAUCUUCGAGACUGUAAUUGAUCGGAGAUUGGGAAUGGAAGAUGGGGAGAAGAAGGGUAAUAAGGACUUUUUGCAGGUUUUGCUUGAGCUGAAAGAUAGUGAAGGAGAUGAGAAAACGCCUUUCACCAUUACUCAUCUCAAAGCCGUGUUAAUGGAUAUGGUCGUUGGCGGAACCGAAACAACCGCAAACACCUUGGAGUUCGCGAUGGCCGAGAUCAUGAAGCAACCCGAGGUCCUAACAAAGCUACGGGACGAGCUAGACAACAUAGUGGGAAGAGACAACAUAGUUGAGGAGUCUCACAUUCAUCACCUCCCAUACUUGCAAGCCGUGAUGAGAGAAACCCUCCGUCUCCACCCCGCCCUGCCCCUCCUGGUCCCACACUGCCCCAGCGAAACCCGCACCGUUGGGGGGUACGCGGUCCCCAAAGGCACCCGCGUGUUCGUGAACGUCUGGGCGAUCCAGAGGGACCCGCGUGUUUGGGAAAACCCUCUCGAGUUCAGGCCCGAGAGGUUUUUGGAGGGUGACAAGAAAUGGGAUUUCAGUGGAAGGGAUUUUGAGUAUCUGCCGUUUGGUUCGGGGAGAAGGAUCUGUGCUGGAGUAGGGUCGGCUGAGAGGAUGUUCAUAUAUGCACUUGCCACCAUGAUUCAUUCCUUUGAUUGGAAUCUUCCUGGAGAUGCAGAGGAAUUAGAGCUUUCAGAGAAGUUUGGGAUUGUGUUGAAGAAGAGAGUUCCUCUGGUUUUAAUCCCCACUCCGAGGUUGUCUCCCUCAAGACUCUAUGAGUAAGGUGUGUAAGUAUUGGUGUUAAUCCAAGAUUUUAGUAUUUGUAAGUUUAAAGCCAAAAUAGUUUUAUGAGAAACUUUAUGUUGUAAAAUUUUUACUAUAUGAAUAAUCAUCACUCAAAUAGGAUGAAGUUUGAAUUUAGACUUAGCAAAAAAUGACCCGAUCUGUUUAUGACCCAAGAUCCGACCCCAAAAAAUUAGGUUUUGAACAAAGAUGACCUGAAAUG
Molecule: messenger RNA, 2460 nt
Organism: Cuscuta campestris
Lineage: Eukaryota; Viridiplantae; Streptophyta; Magnoliopsida; Solanales; Convolvulaceae
Source: the annotation of a GenBank genome assembly